Molecule: messenger RNA, 1636 nt
Organism: Microdochium trichocladiopsis
Lineage: Eukaryota; Fungi; Ascomycota; Sordariomycetes; Xylariales; Microdochiaceae
Product: protein-tyrosine phosphatase-like protein
Exons: 1
Coding region: 354-1403 (349 amino acids)
Biological process (GO): negative regulation of protein binding; negative regulation of SCF-dependent proteasomal ubiquitin-dependent catabolic process; regulation of ERK1 and ERK2 cascade
Cellular component (GO): cytoplasm; nucleoplasm
Molecular function (GO): protein tyrosine/serine/threonine phosphatase activity; F-box domain binding
Source: RefSeq, a predicted model, not a curated record
AACGACACGGCUCUACCUCUGAUGUCUGUGGCAACAAACUCUCCUCCGCAAUCUGUGAACAGGCCAGGAAAGCGGCACCAACGACACAUAGCUGCCCACCAAUUCGCCCCUGCCAAAGGGCUGAAAGACUUACGACCUGUCCACACGUCCUGGAGGUUGCCUCGCCCAGGGUUGAGUCCUGGACACAUCCCAUAAUCUUACUCAUCCGUGCACGCGUGUCGAUCAGCAUCCGUCUGCACUCUACCUCCGGGCGCCUCAUUACAAGCAUCUCAAAUCUGCCCAUUACCAUCUCACGUACUCGUGACACCCGGCGCAGAGCUAGUCUAUCGGUAGCCGGGCAGCCCGGGGCCAUCAUGGGUCCAGCCGAGACCAGGCGCCCUCUGGCGACUCCAGCGGCACCCUUCUCGUCCAGACCACCCAGUCCACCUGGGAUUAACAUACCAGCUGUGCCUGUUAACAGAGCGUUGCAGCCCAUCACGAUAGUCCCCAGCUUCGAAAAUGUCGAUCCGGCCGCUCUGAGCGCAUCAGACCUCCAGAUCAUCACUCAGAACGGCAAGGAGCAGAUCGCGACAGACUCGGCACUUAAGUGGACGUGGCAGAGUCGCCGGCAAGCUCAGCCAGUUCUCGACUUCCUCUACCUUGGCCCAUCCAGCGUCGUGAAAGACCGACAGUGGCUCAAGGACAAUGGCUUCACUAUGUUGCUUGCUGCUCGCACUUCCUGGAUGGCCGAGGUGCAGCUGCUGAGUGUCCAUCGCGUCGCCGAGGAACUGGGCAUCCAGGCUGAGCACGUCGACGUCUCUGACAAUCAAGAGCUUAUCCGCGCGUUCCCCAGCGUCGUGCGCAAGAUCAAUGACCAUAUGCUCCGCAUAUACAGGGAGCAGGCAGUCUCGAACGACGGCCACGGCCAGCAUGAGCAAAUGCAGACUACUGGUGGAGAGGACAGCAGCAUGGUGAUCGACCAGCAUAACUUCCAGCGCGGCAAGGUGCUCGUCUUCUGCGAGUCGGGCAAUGAUCGGUCUGCUGCCGUGGUGGUGGCGUAUCUCAUGGCCGUGUUUGGACUCGACAUUUUCGCGGCCUGUCAAUUUGUGCAGUACCGACGCUUCUCCGUCAGCCUCGACGACAACCUCAAGCAGCUUCUUAAUACAUAUCAAGGCAUCCUUGAAGCGCAACGUACAGUCAACACGUUCCAUAUGAACCCCGCCAAUGUCUUGGCUGUAAGCAACAGCUUGAACAACGGCAGCAGCAACUUUGCGCAUAAGCGAGGAAUAGAGGACGCCAUGCAUGUGGACGGCGAAGACGAAAGUGUCGAUGCUUCAGCUACGUACGAUGGUAUCCUCGAUGCUGACAGAUAUCGAGAUCGGCCACAUUUUGUGCCUUUCGUCGAUCACACAGGCGAUGUUUGAAACCGGGAGGGUGAUUAUAGAGACUUCCAGGAGCAUCUUCAUCAGAUGGAGCUGGUGUUCGGUUUGCACCAGUGGCUUCAGUGCAUUGCAUUCUUGCGUCUUUCCAGCCGGCGUUGGUGAGGAGGCUUCACAUGUUUCUAGCAUUGGCUCUCUGUCUCGGGCCUCUCGCAUUACAUCAGAGUUAUAAUACAAGCGAUCGAGGUAAUUGUUUACGUCGAUCCAGUCUCAUCUUA